This is a messenger RNA of Mesorhabditis belari, 840 nucleotides long. Lineage: Eukaryota; Metazoa; Nematoda; Chromadorea; Rhabditida; Rhabditidae. The record is from the annotation of a GenBank genome assembly.
AUGGAUCUAGCGCGCAAGUAUAGUGAUGGGCAAGACAAUGAUCUGAAUCAAGACCUGCUAUUCUAUUCGGCAUUCCCACUUUUGCUAUUUUCGGCUGCUGCAGAAGAUCAGACCUUAAUUGGGCAAGGGGCGUAUGAUGUUCCAAGUCAUGGCUCUUUUGUAUAUUAUGGGCUGCAAGGGCUAAUACCUCUUUUGUUGAAAGAAUUGGAGAAAACAAUGAUCAACUUGGACAAAGAAGCUCAGCUUGCUAUGGAUCUAGCGCCAUGCCAGUUGGCCGAUUACAUGGUCAAUCGUCUACGCAAGAGGAGCGGAGAAUUUAAAGAGUUAGCUGAGAUCUGCUCAAAAAUUUUUGAAUUUUCACCUGCUAUUCCAUAUUGUCCUUGUUAUUUUGAGGCAUUGGUUGGAGACAAAUUCCUUUCCUUGCUGAUGGACUACCACAUUUCACGACCGAGUGUUGAAGAAACUGGGGCUGAGACACAUUCAUUGCUUUACCCGGCUGUCUGCUUGUUCCUGGGCGAUUCGAAGAAGUGCAGUAAGCAAUUGAAAGAAGGAAAGGGCGCUCGUUACAACUGUAGAGAUGCUACAUGGUUUUGGUUGUACGCAAUUGUUCGCUAUGCACACAUGGCCCCAGAUGGUGAAGCAAUUUUAAAAGAAUCUGUUUUGAGAGUGUUUUCUACGGAUGAUGCUGAAUUUAUGGUUGACUCGAGGGUUGAAUCUCUUGCGGAUGCGGUUACUGAGGCUUUGCAACGACACUUCUUGGGCAUUGACUAUCGUGAACGUAAUACUGGCGCCGCCAAUGACGAGUAUAUGAAAGAUGAAGUUUUAACGUUCGAGGAUGGG